AUGAAGAAGACACAAAAAAUUGAUACUUUUUUUAAAAGAAAGAAUUCUGAAGAUUCAUCAUCGCAAGUAAAUCCAUCUACAAGUGUUGAUCAAUUAAAUUCUGAAAGUCGUCCUGGAAAAUCUCAAAGAAUUGAAAUAAAUGAGAAGUUUGACAUUCAAGCAUUAGAACGUGAUCCGGGAUUGCGACUACCAAUAUGGAUGUGCCCCGUUGACAAACGUGAUGAAGUUAGGAGAGCCUAUAUCAAGGCCGGCCCAUAUCAAUGUUUGCUUUCAAAGUAUCCAAAAUCUGGAGAAAAGCAUCCUCGUAGUUUUCAAGCAUCUUGGUUUAAAUUAUUCCCUUCUUGGUUAGAAUAUUCUCCUAGUAAAGAUGCAGCAUUUUGUCUACCAUGUUAUUUAUUUCAUACUCAAGAUGGGCCUUCCGGAUUGCAUGCUUUUACUACCAAUGGUUUUUGUUCAUGGAAGAAAGUUAGAGAUGGAAAAAAUUGCUCAUUUUUAGCACCUAUUGGAAAAGAUCUCACCUCCCCUCAUCGAAAUGCCGAGAAAGCUUGCUCAUAUCUCAUGAACCAACAAUCACACAUUGCACAACAUAUUGAGAAAUUCACAUCUCAAGAAGUAGUUGAAAAUAGACUUCGCUUGAGAACUUCAAUUGAGGCAACGAGAUGGCUUGCAUUUCAAGGAUGUUCUUUUAGAGGUGAUGAUGAGUCAAUAACAUCAACAAAUCGUGGAAACUUUUUAGAGUUAUUGAGUUUCAUUGCUUCUUUUAAUGAUGAAGUAACAAAAGUUCUUGAUAAAGCUCCACGAAAUGCAACAUACACAUCACCAACAAUACAAAAACAAAUUCUGCAAGUGUUGGCAACUAAAGUAAAAAGUGCUAUCCGAGAAGAAAUUGGUGAUGCAAAAUUUUGUAUCAUUGUUGAUGAAGCUCGAGAUGAAUCAAAGAAGGAACAAAUGUCAAUUGUCUUGAGAUUUGUUGAUAGAGAUGGCUUUAUACAAGAGCGAUUCUUUGGUGUUGUUCAUGUUAAGGACACUAUUGCAUCAACAUUGAAAGAAGGUAUCUUUUCUAUCUUAUCUCGUCAUAAUCUUGAUGUUCAAAAUAUUCGAGGACAAGGUUAUGAUGGUGCAAGUAACAUGCGUGGAGAGUGGAAUGGAUUGAAAGCUUUAAUCUUGGAUAAAUGUCCUUAUGCUUAUUAUGUUCAUUGUUUUGCACAUCGAUUGCAAUUGGCAUUAGUAGCUUCAUCAAAAAAAGUCAUCCCUGUCCAUCACUUUUUCACUAAGUUGAACUCCAUUAUUAAUGUUGUUGGGGCUUCAUGUAAGCGCAAUGACCAGUUGAAAGCUGCUCAUGCCUCAAAUAUUGCUCAUUUGCUUAGUAUCGAUGAGCUUAAAAGUGGGAGGGGUCUUAACCAAAUUGGUUCUUUACAAAGGCCCGGUGAUACUCGUUGGAGCUCUCAUUUGAAAUCCAUAUCAAGUUUGAUGAGAAUGUUUAGUGCAACAUGUGAAGUUUUACUUAAUAUUAUUGAAGAUGGAACUACACCUACUCACCGUGGAGAUGCCGAUGCAGCUUAUGAGGUAAUGACUUCUUUUGAAUUUGUAUUCAUUAUGCACCUCAUGAGAAAAGUUCUAGAGAUUUCUAAUAUGCUUUGCCAAGCUUUGCAACUCCAAUCUCAAGAUAUAUUGAAUGCAAUGCAUCUUGUGACAUCUACUAAAUUGCUUAUUCAAAAAUUAAGAGAUAGUGGAUGGGAUGAAUUAGUUUCAAGUGUGAAGUCUUUUUGUGAAAAUGUCAAUAUAAGUGUGCCAGAUUUUGAUGCUCAAUAUAUUGCAAGAAGAGGAAGGGCUAGGAAUCAACAAGAUGAAUUAACAGUUGGACAUCAUUACAAAGUUGAUAUUUUUAAUGCGGUGAUUGAUUCUCAGUUGCAAGAGUUGAACAAUAGGUUUGAUGAUAAAGCAAUGGAGUUAAUUGUUCUGAGUUCAUCCCUAGAUCCAAAAGAAAUGCGUAUAUCAUUCAGAAUUGAUGACAUUUGCAAGUUGGUAGAGAAGUUUUACCCACAAGACUUUGCAGAUUAUGAGAUUUUGCAAUUAAGAAUGCAACUUGAACAUUUUGAACAUGUGCAACAACUUCCUGAUUUUAAAGAACUAGAAAGUAUUUCUGAUCUCUGUCAAUGGAUGGUGAAAACUAGAAAAUUGGACAUAUAUCCUCUUGUGUUCAGAAUAGUAACUCUCAUUCUCACGCUUCCCGUAUCUACAGCUACUACAGAACGAUCUUUUUCUGCCAUGAAAAUAGUCAAGACUACACUUCGUAACAAGAUGGAUGAUCAAUUUUUCAAUGAUUGUUUGUUAGUGUACAUUGAAAAGCAAAUUGCAAAACAAUUUAGUAUAGAUUCAAUUAUAGAUGAUUUCCGUGAUAUGCAAGAGAGACGUUCUAAAUUUUAG
This is a messenger RNA of Ipomoea nil (Japanese morning glory), 2427 nucleotides long. Its product is annotated as zinc finger MYM-type protein 1-like. Bases 1 to 2427 code for a protein of 808 amino acids. Gene Ontology annotation, molecular function: protein dimerization activity. The record is from RefSeq and is a predicted model, not a curated record. NCBI's taxonomy places the organism in Eukaryota, Viridiplantae, Streptophyta, Magnoliopsida, Solanales, Convolvulaceae. The transcript has a single exon.